Messenger RNA from Homalodisca vitripennis (glassy-winged sharpshooter), 7361 nucleotides. RefSeq names its product acetylcholine receptor subunit alpha-like. The transcript is spliced from 16 exons. Gene Ontology annotation, molecular function: acetylcholine-gated monoatomic cation-selective channel activity; transmembrane signaling receptor activity. NCBI's taxonomy places the organism in Eukaryota, Metazoa, Arthropoda, Insecta, Hemiptera, Cicadellidae. Gene Ontology annotation, biological process: chemical synaptic transmission; signal transduction; regulation of membrane potential. Gene Ontology annotation, cellular component: synapse; neuron projection; postsynaptic membrane. Bases 218 to 1900 code for a protein of 560 amino acids. The record is from RefSeq and is a predicted model, not a curated record.
GCAAGCUGCCGGGUCAUCACGUGGCAUAUUGUAGCUGGACGCGAGUGACAGUGUCUUGUGAACUACCGCAGUAUCUUACCAGGGGGCAGGCUGUCAUCAUCAAUACGGUUUCGUCAUAAGAGCCUAAAUAAUUGGAGACAACUUGUUAAUAAGCAUAUUGAACCACGAUGGUGUAGUAAGCCAGGAUGUGGAGCGGUCAGGGCUCUUGUUUUCUAUCAUGAGGAGACUCAUCGGCAUCCUGUGGAUUGUCCUCGUACUAAUCUCAGGAUGCUGUGGCAACCCUGACGCCAAGCGGUUGUACGAUGACCUGCUCUCCAAUUACAACAAACUAGUGCGGCCAGUCGUGAACGUGUCAGAUGCUCUCACAGUCAAAAUCAAGCUCAAACUUUCUCAGCUCAUCGACGUGAAUCUCAAGAACCAAAUAAUGACAACGAAUUUAUGGGUAGAACAGUCCUGGUACGACUACAAACUCCAGUGGGAUCCUAAGGAGUACGGCGGUGUGGAAAUGCUUCACGUACCCUCAGACCACAUAUGGAGACCGGACAUCGUCCUCUAUAACAAUGCUGAUGGCAACUUUGAAGUGACAUUAGCCACAAAAGCUACACUGAACUACACCGGCCGAGUAGAGUGGAAACCGCCUGCCAUCUACAAGUCAUCAUGCGAGAUAGACGUAGAAUAUUUUCCUUUCGACGAGCAGACUUGUGUGAUGAAAUUCGGCUCCUGGACAUACGACGGCUUCCAGGUGGACCUCCGCCACGUGGAUGAGGUUAAGGACUCAAACAUAGUAGAGAUAGGUGUCGACCUCUCCGAGUUCUACACGUCGGUGGAGUGGGACAUCCUGGAGGUUCCAGCAGUAAGACAUGAAAAGUUUUACACAUGUUGCGACGAACCCUACCUGGACAUCACGUUCAACAUCACGAUGAGACGGAAGACCCUCUUCUACACUGUAAACCUUAUAAUUCCCUGCAUGGGGAUCUCCUUUCUCACCGUUCUCGUAUUCUACCUGCCUUCUGACAGUGGGGAGAAGGUAAGCCUGUCCAUUUCCAUUCUACUGUCGCUCACUGUGUUCUUCCUGCUACUGGCUGAGAUCAUUCCUCCUACGUCUCUCGUAGUCCCUCUGCUCGGCAAGUUCGUUCUGUUCACCAUGAUUCUCGAUACGUUCAGCAUUUGCGUGACGGUGGUGGUCCUGAACGUACACUUCCGGUCGCCCCAGACUCACACGAUGGCCCCGUGGGUCAAGAGAGUGUUCAUCCACAUACUGCCCCGUCUGCUCGUCAUGCGGAGGCCGCACUACCAGAUAGACAAACGCAGCUUGGCCAGUUCAUGUCACCGCAUCAUGGUCCGUACCUGCAACGGUCUGGAACUGCGCGAUCCGGGCCUAUACGCUCAGAACCCCGCGUCGGAGUUGCUGGACCCCACCCAGAGGGACCCCUUCCCUAACCUAGAGAGGCUAGACGAUUUUGCCCCAAGAGAACUAGCGGCCUCUGGGUUAGGCAGUGCAUGCCGUAUCCAUGGCACGCCACCACUUCCCGCCAUGCUGUGCCCGGAUGACCUGCCACCCCCACCGCCAACCGAGGACACCACCCUGCCGCCCCUUUGUCGCCGCCUCACCCACUGGCACCACUGCCCCGAACUGCACAAAGCCAUCGACGGUGUGCGGUUCAUCGCUGACCACACCAAGCGCGAGGAGGACUCCACUAAAGUGAAGGAGGACUGGAAGUACGUGGCUAUGGUCCUUGACCGGCUGUUUUUGUGGAUAUUCACAUUGGCGGUCCUGGUGGGUACUGCAGGAAUCAUCCUUCAGGCACCCACACUGUAUGACGAUCGGAUACCCAUCGACGUCAGGCUGUCCGAAAUCGCCUCCACGACCGCCAAGCCACACAUCGCCACGGGGCUUUAAGUCUCAUCGACGCGUACGGAUUAUUUGAAAAGUACGGAGACGUCCAAAAGCCAAAUGAGGCGAGGCAGAGAAGAUCUCGCAGACUCCUAAUUUCUUAUUCAGAACGUUAAUUUUCUAUAUUCUUUUUCAUAAAUUGCUCAGAACUUGUAUGGAUCUUAGGUUUUAACAGAUAGUAUAUUAUUGUUGGAUUGGGAAUCAAAGAUUUAUUAUAAAUAAUUAAUAUUAGUUGUAUUCAUUUAUAAGUGUAAUACGUGGAUACACAUAGAUUAGAUUGGACAAGGAAACAUGCACAGUGCUAAGUAAACAGGAAAUAUUAAAUUUUAUACAAAUAAUUUGGCCGUAUAGGUUAAUAGUAUUUGUUUUUAUUAAAAGAAAUUGUUUUAUUGUUAUAUAAAAACCAGUAUGUUGUAAAUCAACUAUAUCAUAAUGUUAUCCUCAGCUAGUUUUCCUCUCUAAUUACAAAUAAUAUUAUCUCUCCUUUAUUGUGAAACAUUAAAAAUUAUAUUUUUAGUUCAUUGUUACAAUACAAAAUUGUUUUAUAUCAUAAAUAGAAACAUUUGCUCAUUUUUAACUUAUUAAAGCGUAAUUUAUGAGGUUUAAACUUGAGCAUUUAAUAUUUUAAUAUAUUAUUUUUAAUUAUACAGCAGGAUUAUUCAGGUGGGGAUAUUUUACCACAAAGUCUUCAUAAUUAUAAAUAAUUUAGUGUGGAAUUGAGAUUCAAAGUAAAGAUUGUUCGCUGUGCAUGUUUUCAAAAUUAGCACAAACUCAAAAAUAAGACAAUAUCGUAAUGUGUCGCUUUAUAGAAGAAACAAACUGAACCUCUCGCUUAUUACCUUGACUCAUGCUCAUUCUGUUUCAUAGUAGACUAUACGAUUGUUUUUUCUUACGAUCAUUUGUUUCGAGUAAACAUAUACUUGUUUAUUUUACUCAUCUCAAAGUUUUGAAGCAACCUGCUAGAGUUUGUUAUACUUUAAUAAAAUCUAAUGUAGUAAUUUAUAUUUUUUCAUUGGAUAGAAAAUAAAUACAUAAAUGUUUCAGUAAACCAUUAAAUUUUCGAUACUUUAAAAUUAUAAAUGAGUUUGUCUGAUUUUUCAAAAUUGCUUGCUUCUAAUAUUUGCAAACAGUCUAGAACAUUUCUUAUAAAACGUAUCCUACCUUAUAGCCCUGUGACAGUGUUAUAAAGAUGUAAUAUAACUAUUGUAAAUUGCAUUAUAAAAUACAAUUAUUGAAACUAAUAUUAGAUAAAGGGACCAAAGUGGACCCAUCUGUCAAUAGAUACUGUUAUAGCCAUAUUUUAAAAUAGUCAAAGGGAAGCGCCUCUUUUUACUUUAAUUUUUUGACAAGAUAUGGAAAUAAAAAAACCCAAAUAUUUUUUUAUUUUCUGAUUUUUAUAUCACAGAUUCCGAUAGAAAAUUGGUCAUUUACAUUAUGUCUAUAUGUGUUUAUAUAUGUUAUGUUGGUAAAUAUACUGAGAGUUUGUUUAUUAGAUUAAAGAAUAUACUAUUGGUUAUAUAUUUAUAUCUGAGGAAUUUAGUAACUUAUUUUAUGCCAUGAGAAUUACAUUUUUGAAACCAAAUGUGUUGCCAUCAGCAAAAGGUUUUUUUUUAUCUAAAAGUAUAGGAAAAAUUCACCAAAUUUACUAUGAAAAUUGAGUUUAUGCAUAAAUCUAUUACGGAUGUAGCGCUUUACAAGCCAUAUACAUAGCACAGUUUAGCGUAAGUCAGGAUAAAAAAUUAAAUAAGUUUUUUUAAUAUGCCUUUGAUGUUUGAAGAUGAAAAUUCUAGUUUCAUAAUUCAAAACUUUUAUAUCAAUAUUUAAGUUUAUUCUGGUUCCACUGAAACUGUUUCAUUAAUCCAGUUUUAUUUGUCAUGAAACUAGUAUUAUUCUUUCUUUUUCCCUAACACAUGUUUGAACGUGUUUCUCAAUUACCGGCUUUUUUACUCACUGUUGCUUAUGUCUAAUCCAUAUAAAAUGAGUUAAAUACAUGUUUUAGAGAAUAACAAUGGUUUGGAGGUUAAAUCUUCGAUGAAACUAUCGUUUAAAAAGAUUUUAUAAAAAUUAGUUGAAAAGAAAUGUUAAUAAACAAAUGUUCUAAUUAGAACAUUAGAACCAUUACCUCCAGAUUCCUACUUUUUCAGUAGGUAAAAUCUCAAAUUUAGAACACAUAUCUCUGGUAUGAAUAUUUAAUCCGUUUAUCUACCAUUAAAAAUGGAAUGAUAUGGUUAUGAGCUAAAAUUAAACAGUAUACUCGUAUAAUGAAUUAUUCCAAAUCGUCGAGAACUUUAUGACCAAUGAUUUUGUCCGCGAUUAAUAAAUAUAUAUUUCAUCUGCAAUUUCAAAACUAACUAUGUAUGUUUGAAAUAGCAAUACACGUUUCGAUUACUUAUGAUAGUGGUUUGAAAAAUGUAUUUUUAAAAUCAAAACAUUCAUAGAAGCCGUUUAUUUUUAAUAGGAGCUUGAAAAUACUUGGAAAAAACUCGUAAUAAAAUAUUUGGAAUUGAAUUAAUUGUAAUCAAUAGACAUUAAUUAGGUAUUUUAUGAGUAUCUUGGCAUUAUUACACAGUGUAAAAUUAUAGCCAUUCCACUUUUUAAACCGAUUUCUUAUAUGAAGAUAAUUAAUUUACUAUAAAUAUUUGAAAAUUUUAACUAUAAGAAGAUGUAAAGAUUUUUUUAUAUUUUUAUCAUAACGAAAGUUAUUUGUCAUAAUGUUUCAACGCUUUAUACCAACGAGAAUGAAACCCAACCAAUAAAAACUGCAAGAAAUGGAAUUACAUGCCUAGCAAAAGAUUGCGCCCGCAUACAGUAUUCAUUUUUCUACAAAAAACUUAAACCUUAAACAGGAAUAACUGUAUCAAGAAAAAGGAAUUAUGUGUACAUUAUAAGCUUCAACUCGGGGAAUCUCACCCAAAAGUUGACGUCUUGCCGACAGAAGAAAGGUUUUACGCCUUAAAUAAAUAAAACAAGCCGUUGCCUGACUAUUUUGAAUACGUCCCAACUCUCUUUUCCCCUUUUCUUGACCUUAAACAGGAGGUAACUCGCUCAAACAUUGAUAUCGUGCUGACAAAAUGUACUAAAUGUACUUAACAUCUUAAAUAUCCAGAAUGGCUUAGCAAACAGUUUUUGUGGCCAUUACUAUAUUAAAAACGCGAUAUUUGUUACAUUUAUGACGUAGUGCUAAAGGAAUACAUUUUUACACAUUAACAAAAUAAAACAGCUAAUGUUAGAAUGUAUAAUGUCACCAAUCACACAAAAUUAUCUGUAUACAUUACGAGCUUGGAACCAAAGAAGAUAAAACUAAGUUAAUCUCUUAGUGGUCAUAUAAGAGAUUACCUUAUUCCGAGAACAAAUGUAACCAAGCUGUGUUCUGAAUGCAAACUGUAACAAAUUUAAUAAAUGUUUUUCCCGUUUAGUUUUUGAGAUAAACACGAAUUGCCUCGCUCAAGUUUAGGCGUGAUUGCUGAUUAAAUUAAUUGUUUUUAUCGUUGAACUAAUAAAACAAAUCAUUUGCUUAAUACAAACAUAUUUUGAGCUUAAACAUAAAUUAGGGAAAUCAGGUGGCCGAGUAGUCUAAGACGUUGGACAUUGUACAUGCGUUAGAGAUCUCGCAGCUUUAAUCAACUAUCGGUAAUAAAAUUAAACUGUUUGCGUGUUCCGGUAUACGAGAAUUAUCAACACGAUAGAUCUAACUGAAAAAAUUACGAAUUCAGAAAGAAGGAGAAAAGUUUUUAACAUCUUAAUCAAAUAAAAUAGACCUAUUUCGAACUAUGUUAUGUUGCACGUCAAAAGACAUUUUCUGUUUAUUCUUGUAUUUUUAUUACAUUUCAGCAUAAGUAUUCUCGCUCAAAGGUUUCAAUUUUCCACUUAGAACGUUUUCUUUUAGACCUAUUUGUUUUUUUGUAUUUAAGAAGUUUUCAAAUUAUAAAAUUUCAUACAUUUCAUUCAAUAUCUUGUUUUUUUUGUUUUUUUUUUUGCUGUUUUCAAAAUAUACAUUUUUGGCAAAUAUUCAAUUUAAUUUAUACUGAGCACGAAGCACAUAAAAAAUCUUUUAUUUAGCAGCUUUCCUGUUUAAAAAAAGAAAUCUCGCUCAAAGGUGACUUUGAGAAAUAAUUAAAGUGAUCUUAGACCUUUAAGACGUGUAAUCAAGCCAUUUAUUCUUUCAAAUAAAAAUAAAAAUUUUAAAGGCGUUUUACGAUUUUAUAGUUUUAGGGAUUUCCACUACUCUGAAAUAAAUAUUAACGGAGGUGUAACGAAGGUUUGGCUUCAGGGGGGGGGAUGAAUACGAUUUAAAAGCACACUAUAAGGGAUAGGACACGGACAAAUCUGAACAAAUCUAAAUUUGAAAAAGAACAGCCUAUUUUAAGUCUUGUAUUUGAAACAAAUUGUAUUGCAGUUAUACGAAUAUUUUAUUUUUGCAGUUCUCGGGUGGCUGUACUAGCCCUCUUCUACCCUCCUCACAGUUACGCCACUGAGACAUUAUGACGAUAAAUCAAAUUAUUUUACUCGAAAAACGAAAUACUAAUACGUGUCUCAUAUUAAUUUGUGUCGUUAUUCAUAAAUACCAUAUUUUUACAAUUUGAGGAACUUUGCUCAAAAUAUCAUAUCAACAGAACAUAUUAUCUUACACCUUAAAGAAAUAGGACUAACCUAUUCCUAGACUUAUAAUGUCGCCAAUCAAGUUAAAUUGUACUUUUUACCUUAUGAGUUAUUCCAACAAGAGGAAUCUUGCUCAAAAAAAUUGUUUUCUACAUUACACGUAUAAAUACAAAGCAUUUUUAAAAUAUUUAGUUUCCCAAAUCAAACUAAAUUUGUUAUGAACUUUUUAAGUUAACACACGAGCAAUCUUGCUUAGAUCUUAAAAUCAUCGAUAGAAAGAAUUUUAUUUUACACCUUAAAAAAAUAAAACUGAGGCAUAUUUAAAAUAUGUAAUAUAUGGUAUCUUAAAUAAAUAAACCACACUAUCUUUAGACUGUAACUUGGCUAAAUCAGGAAUGCAGUGUUAAUUUACGGUGUAUUUUAUGAGGUUAGAUAAGUCAUGAACGUUCAAAAUUUUACAUAGUGUCGAUAAAAGCCAUGCUUUUACUAUGAAUCAAUUAGACCAAAUUAUAUUUCAGUUUACUUCUUGAGUUUAAAUAUGAGGAAACACGCUCCAAAGAUGGAAGCGAGAUUUAUUUGUUUUAAUUAUUUUAGUGACUUCGUUUUAUUUGUAUUGCCGAUAUAACGUUAACGCUUAAGAUGGUACAUUAGUGAUUUUAGGUUUCUUAAAUACUAUACUAAUAAGCGUUAGGACUACGAGUAGCUUCAUUUAUGACUUAACGGAAUUAUAUUUGUAAUUAAAUAAGGCUAAGGAAAAUUACAUUUUAAACUAUUUUUUCUUAAUGAAAUGGUUGUUUUAUGUAUAAAAGACAACUCAUUUUUUAUCUUUAGUCUUUUGGUUUUAACCUGAUUUAAAAAUUGCAUAUAU